AUGCCUAUUUUAUGUAUUUCCUCUUUGCGUCGACUAGAAAUUCAUAUUGAUGAGAUAGUAGAAAGUCGACAAGUCUCCACAUUGAUCACGAUACCAAGCGAAAUUGAACAAUUUAUUUUUGAUUCAGGCUCCACGAUUAGCUGGAAUGAUUUUUCAGGUGAAAUGUCUAAUUUUAGUCGUAUUCGUUUUCUUAGCAUUGGCUUGCUUGAUCAUAAUCAGAAACCUAUACCUGCACGCAUUUUGCAGAAUGUUCGUACUCUUAGUCUCGGGUUACUUGAAGUACCUUUCAAUUGGAUCAUUCAAUUAGUAGCCACAGCAUCAUGCCUCGUCAAACUGAAGCUGACUGGUUUGGUAGAUGCUGACGGCUUUGUUAUUAAUCAAAGAUGGAUUCGUCUGUUUGAGUUAGCAUCGACUCUUUUACGAGUAUUUGUUAAUGUAUCUCUGGAACAAAGUGAUGAAUCAUAUCAUUGCGAAAAAAUCCAAGCAUCACUAUGUGCUCUUAAUCUGAGUCUUAUAUGUAAUGGUGAUGAUAAUGAUUGCAAUCUUUACUAUGGAACAACAGAAAACAAGCACUUUCACUUACAGACACCAACUAAAGCAAUAACAAAAAAUAAUACACUGACUCAAGUACGCAUUCCUCAAUUCAAUCGGGAAGAUGACAAAACUCAAUCAUUUCAAGUGUCAUUGAUAGCUUCCACAACGACUCAGGAAGUCACAACAACUUCUCGGACUAAACGUCGACUACAAUCAAUACAGAAUUAUGUCAACGUUGAAACUGGAAAUAUUGAGAAAAAACGAAUACAAGCACGUGAAAGAAUGGCUGCUAAGCGAGCUGAGGCUACACCAGAGGAAACUGAGAGACAACGGAUACUUGCAAGGAAAAGAAGUGCUGCUAGAAGAGCUGCUUUAACACCAGAAGAGGCUGAAGAACAGCGAGCACUCAAUCGUGAAAAGAAUACAGAUAGACGAGCUGCUUUUACAUCUGAGGAAAUCGACCAACAACGAACGCUCAAUCGUGACAAAAUGGCAGCUUGGAGAGCUACUUUGACAACGAAAGAAGUCGAACAACAACGGGCACUUGCCGGAGACAGAACUAUGGCUAAACGAGCUACUUUGUCACCGAUAGAAGCUGAAGAACAGCGAGUACUAGCUCGCAAGAGAAGUGCCACAAGACGGGCUGCAUAUAUAUCGGAAGAAGCUAAAAAACAGCAAGCACUGACUCAUAAGAGAAUCCGCCUUCAGAAAAAUGACAAGCACAAACAAGUAGUGACAAAAGGAACAGUAUGUAAAAGUGUUGAUGUUGAAUGGCCGAAACCAAUUGAUAUAGAAUGCAAGACUAACUGUUUGAAAAACUUCAUAUAG
Messenger RNA from Rotaria sp. Silwood2, 1362 nucleotides. NCBI's taxonomy places the organism in Eukaryota, Metazoa, Rotifera, Eurotatoria, Philodinida, Philodinidae. The record is from the annotation of a GenBank genome assembly.